AAAAGAAAGAGCCUUUCCAUUUCAAUUUCCACACAUUUAUAACUCGUUUUUCCUCCUGUACACAUAUUAUAUAAGAUCUGCCCGCUUCCGCAUUAUUGUUCCUGAGUUGUCUGCCGAGUGAAAAACUAGCCGCUGUGGAGGUAGGAACUGAGCGAGAAGGCAGCCAUGGACGCCGUGACUCAGUGGCAGAAGCAGUGGUUCGACUACACUCAGUAUCUGCGCCGAGAGGGAUUCUUGGACGAUCAAUUUGCUCAGCUAAAGAAGCUGCAGGAUGAAAACAGCCCAGAUUUUGUAGUUGAAGUUGUUUCUCUUUUCUUUCAAGAUACUGAGAAGCUUCUCAACAAUAUGGCCAGGGCUCUAGAACAGAACGUUGUAAAUUUCGAACAGGUAGAUGUCUAUGUUCAUCAAUUCAAGGGUAGCAGUGCCUGGAUAGGUGCAUUGAGACUUAAAAAUGCAUGCAUCAACUUCAGAAAUUUUUGUGAGGCCCGGAACCUUGAAGGGUGUUUGAGAUGUUUGCAACAACUGCAGCAAGAAAGCUCUGCACUGAAGAACAAGCUCGAAACUCUAUUUAGCUUUGAGCAACAGAUCGUGGCUGCUGGCGGGUCAAUUCCUACGAUGGAGUAAAUCCUGCAAUGGAAUCCACUGCUAUGAAAUUUGUCAAGAAAUAUGCAUAUCAGAGUUUUCGUAAGUCCUUUAGCGUGAUCGAUUUUACUUUGAUGUAGUGAAAAUUUUCGUGUAUUCCGCCUAGCAUUUUCGUGACGAUGUAGCGUAAUAACCUUCUUGGAGGAAUGUAAUGCAAGGCUCCCUUCAUCGGACGCAGUAAUUGAUCAUCUUUCUUGUUAUUUUGUUAGUGAGGAAACUUUUAUCGUUGAACUUGGCAAAAGCCUAUAUGAUCCAGUUUGGUUAAAA
This is a messenger RNA of Malus domestica (apple), 909 nucleotides long. RefSeq names its product histidine-containing phosphotransfer protein 1. NCBI's taxonomy places the organism in Eukaryota, Viridiplantae, Streptophyta, Magnoliopsida, Rosales, Rosaceae. The record is from RefSeq and is a predicted model, not a curated record. Gene Ontology annotation, molecular function: protein histidine kinase binding; histidine phosphotransfer kinase activity. Gene Ontology annotation, cellular component: cytoplasm; nucleus. Gene Ontology annotation, biological process: cytokinin-activated signaling pathway; phosphorelay signal transduction system; phosphorylation.